GUGUCAGUGCAGGGUGGAUCACUUCGCUGUGACACCCUCAAUGGGUGCGCAUAAUUUUGGAUUCCCACCGGUACUUCAGCCAUGUCUAAGAACAUAAAGACUCUGGGUGUUCCUGGUGUUGGUCACAUGAGCCAGGCAGUGUCAGAUGGCGAGCUGAACAUGUCUGGUCGUGGCUGUGGGGGCAGUUGUACCAGUCUGCCAGAGGCCCAAAGGGGAGAUGCCCAGGCCAGCAGUGUCGUCAGCUGGGCUGUGUCCUUCGAGACACUAUUGGAAGACCCCAUGGGAGUAUGCUACUUCAAGGCCUUCCUCAGGUCAGAGGUGAGUGCGGAGAAUAUCCUGUUCUAUCAGGCCUGCGAGAAGUUCCGGGAGAUUCCACCCACCCGGAUGAAGGAGUUAAGUGAGGAGGCUCAUGCCAUCUUCCAGACAUAUCUGUCUGACCACGCUCCCUACGCUGUGAACAUCGACGACACGGCUCGCGUGGAGGAGAAGGACCUGCUGAAGCCUACAGCUGAAAUGUUUGACAAGGCCCAGAAACAGAUUUUAAAGUUGAUGAAGAUGGACAGCUACAGGCGCUUCGUCCGCUCCCCUCUUUACCAGAAGUGUACCCUGGCCAGUGUGGAGGGCAGGCCACUACCCAACAUCCCCGCUGAACCUACCAGCACAGGAUCAUGGGAGAACAUGGCCACCUUUAGUCGCUCCCUCAAUGACAACAAGCAGAGGGAUAAGCAGCGGGAGAAGAGGGGAUCGUGGGGAGUAGACUUGUCAUACACUAAGGUGAAUGUGUCUCGUAAGGACUAUCGGAUGUCCAACAGCAGUGUAGAGAAUGGUCGCUCUGGUCCCUCAGACCAGGGGCAGGGUGAUGGUUGCGGUAGUGUGGAGGGAGGUUACUGCUGUGUCUACCUGCCUGAUGGCAGUGCAUCCCUGGCCCCCAUACGGCCCGGCCUCCCCCUCAGAGAAAUGCUGUCUGGCCUCUGUGAGAAGAGAGGCUUCCCCCUCAAAGACAUCAUUAUCUACCUCCAUGGAAAGGAGAGGAAGCCCUUAUCUCUGGAGCAGGACUGUUCAAUACUGAGGCACCAGCAAGUCUCCCUGGAGCUGAGGGUGACGUUUGCGUUGGAGGUGGUGUUCACUGGUAAGACGGUGGGCAUCAUGGUGAAGUCCAGUAAGACUCUGCAGGAUGCCCUGUCUGCGGUACUACAGAAACACCAACUCGCAUCACACCAGGCCCGGGUCACCAUGAGCGGGAGUGAUGUUCCACUGAGCAUGAGCACUAGUGUGUUCAAACUGGCCAAUAAGAAGCUGCAGCUGGACAAAGUUGGCAGUCCCAGGAUCAGUGGCCAAACUCCAGUCGCACAGGAGAGCGGUAGAUCUCCAGUAGGCCCAGAGGUCCAUGUGUUUCCUCAGGCAGACGGACCCGGAGCCAAGCCCAGGGUCAGGAAAAACCAUGAGAUGGAGGUGAUGAUAGAGCUGUUGUCCAGGGCCCAGGCCUGUAGGGUGGAUGACCAGAGAGGCCUGCUGACCAAGGAACACCUGGAGCUGCCCCAUUUCCUCCUGAAACCACCUGUCCACGACCAGGAGACUCAACAGGGGGAGGCUGGAGAGGUGACAGGGGGAUGGAGUACCCACAGACACUGAGGAGUCAGAACCAUCCUAGCUCCACUCCCACCCCUGUUGUCUCACUCAUCAGGUUCCAAAUGCACAGGCUCACAGGAAAUGAAUCCCUUCCAGGUGGGCUGGACCUGGACAAAGUCUAGGAGGGCCCAGAAGGUUCUGAGAUGCACUUAUCCUCCUCAGAGGUGCUGAAGUGACGAGGGCUUGGCCCUGCAGGAAUAUCGGGCCAUGAGCCUUCCAUCUGCUCAUUAUUUAUGCAUACAGUCACUUGCCUUUCCACAUUAACUUUAAAGCAAACAUUGAGUUGGUGAGUAAUUAGAGAAACACACAGGGGUACCUAUGAUGGUUCUGUACUUACCAAACUGAAUGUGUAUUCUUCACAAUAAAUCUAUUCUGU
This is a messenger RNA of Oncorhynchus masou masou (cherry salmon), 2005 nucleotides long. RefSeq names its product regulator of G-protein signaling 14-like. Gene Ontology annotation, biological process: cell division; regulation of G protein-coupled receptor signaling pathway; signal transduction. Gene Ontology annotation, cellular component: cytoplasm; nucleus; plasma membrane. The record is from RefSeq and is a predicted model, not a curated record. The transcript has 17 exons. Gene Ontology annotation, molecular function: GTPase activator activity. The coding region runs from base 82 to 1632 and encodes 516 amino acids. Lineage: Eukaryota; Metazoa; Chordata; Actinopteri; Salmoniformes; Salmonidae.